Messenger RNA from Ctenopharyngodon idella (grass carp), 4510 nucleotides. It is a transcript of the gene ulk1a, whose product is annotated as unc-51 like autophagy activating kinase 1a. The transcript is spliced from 28 exons. The record is from RefSeq and is a predicted model, not a curated record. Gene Ontology annotation, biological process: protein phosphorylation. NCBI's taxonomy places the organism in Eukaryota, Metazoa, Chordata, Actinopteri, Cypriniformes, Xenocyprididae. The coding region runs from base 306 to 3113 and encodes 935 amino acids. Gene Ontology annotation, molecular function: protein serine/threonine kinase activity; ATP binding.
UCCAAACAAAACAGCGCAGCCGAGGCGUCACGACCGACUUCUGACAGCUUCCGAAUCUAAUUUAGCACACGUUUGUGAACUUAGUGACAAAAACAGUGUUUUAACAUAGUAUCAUCAAGAUGACAGUGACUUUGAGUGUAUUAACAAGAAGGUAGCGAAUACCGAUCAUGACCGAAGUGUCAGAUUGUUUAGGUGCGAAGCAGCUGAUGGGAAGCGAUAGACGGGACCAGUUCUUCUGUGCUGUAGAGAUCCGAUACCCUGAUCUCACCCGUGGAUUUGCUGAACUGCAUUAAACUUUAUACGCCAUGGAAAGCGUUGGAAAAUACGAGUUCAACAGGAAAGAUCUGAUAGGACACGGCGCUUUUGCUGUGGUGUUCAGAGGAAGACACAAACAGAAACAUGAUUUUGAGGUCGCGGUGAAAUGCAUUAACAAGAAAAAUCUCGCCAAAUCACAGUCACUCCUAGGAAAAGAAAUCAAGAUAUUAAAGGAGCUGAAACAUGAGAAUAUUGUCAGUUUACUGGACUUUCAGGAGAUAUCGGGAUGUGUCUAUCUUGUCAUGGAGUACUGUAAUGGAGGAGACCUAGCAGAGUAUUUACACUCUAAAGGCUCUCUGAGCGAGGACACGAUCCGCGUAUUACUGCAGCAGUUGGCGGGAGCCAUGAGUGUUUUAAGGAGUAAAGGCAUCAUUCACCGUGACCUAAAGCCCCAAAACAUUCUCCUUUCGUACAACACAGGUCGCAAGGCCAACCCCAACAACAUCUGCAUCAAACUGGCUGAUUUCGGCUUUGCACGUUAUCUGCAGGGAAACACGAUGGCUGCCACACUAUGUGGCUCUCCAAUGUACAUGGCUCCUGAAGUCAUCAUGUCACAGAAUUAUGAUGCCAAAGCUGAUCUGUGGAGUGUAGGGACCAUCAUCUACCAGUGUUUGACUGGCAAAGCCCCAUUUCAAGCAAACACUCCUCAGGAACUGAGGCAGUUCUAUGAAAGAAACCGGAGCUUGAGUCCCAGUAUUCCACGUGAAACCUCCAGUCACCUAAGACACCUUCUACUUGGGUUGCUGCAGAGGAACCACAGGGAACGCAUGGACUUUGAUCAUUUUUUCCACCAUCCUUUCCUGGAGGCCAGUACAUCCAUGAAGAAAUCCUCUCCAGUGCCCAUGCCCACCUAUCCCAUCUCUGGCUCUGUGAGCUCCAGCAGCGGUUCCUCAACCUCUCGCCUCACCCCUACUCAGUCUGACACUGAAGCUCCGAGGGCCCUCCCUCAAAUGAACCCCACACCGUCUCCAGGCUCCCUGCUGAAAGACUCCUCUUCCUCCGAGUCCGAUGACUUUGUAAUGGUGCCGGGUCAGUUCACCAGUGAACUAGUCUCAGCAGAAGGGCAGGACAGUUUGAUGCGCAGCGGAAGCUCACUGCUGGGUGUCGCUGCUUGUGUGGGUCAAACCCCGUCAUCCUCCCCGUCUGUCAGAGCCUCCCCAAGCCCCUCCAGGCCUCUGGAGUCGUGUAGCAGUAGUUACGCUCAGUCUGUGCCUGUUCCCGUACCGACACAAAAACACAAUUACCACAGGAUGGAGCAGAACCUACAAGUGUCUAACAGGACAACAACACCUGUACAUCACUGCUGCUCAAAUGGAUUUCCAACAUGUGGGCAAAUCAGGGCUUCUCCAGAAACAGGAGGAUCCAGACCGUUUCUACCUUCCCCACAGGUGGGAAAUGUUCCUGAUACACCCAUCCAGCCCCAGCCUGUUGGCAGUAAGACGGGGUUGAAUGCUGCAGAUCAGCGGCCUGGUCAGGUCUAUCCUUUCUUCACUGACCUGACGACCAUGGACCCGACCCUGACCCAGAGACUCAGGGGUCAUCGGAACAGCCUAGAAUCUGUAGUGCACAGAUGGGAUUUGUAUCGGCGGCCUGUCUCUGGUCAAACUCCAAGUACGGCGCUGGUUCAGCGAGGCCUGACUACCCGAACCAAGACCAUGUCCGACCUGAAAGACCUGGCACAGUACCCGACUGCAGGGCCCCGUGUGCCACUUCUCAGGCCAGCGGAAAGAAGGGACACGGUCAAAAGGUCAUUAAGUACCGGCCGUCUCUCAGAUAAGCUGCUGAAGGCUGUGUUCGGACAUCAACUUGACAGGGGCAGCUGUGAGAGCUUAAAUUCAGAGAAACCCAUGGACACAACAGCACCCCCUUGUGGCAGUGAUGGCAUAGAGCAAGGCUCAGGCAGUCCUGCUGGAGUUGUGUUCAUGCUGGGCUCUCCUGAAUUCGGAUACACACCUCCUCACGCUACUCGGCCUAGACGCUUCUCAGUGGGCACUCCCAGCCCAACAAGCCCUGGCUGGACUUACGGUCAUUUGCACGAGGACUACGGAUCACCUGACAGCCUGCGCUAUGGUUACACAGAUGCCAUGGCAACAAACCUCAGUGAGGGUGUGGCAUUUGUACCACCUGAACUGCCAGAGGAGACACUUAUGGAGGAGGGGCAUACAGACUUGCUGAGCCGACUGCGCUUCAUUCUAGCCUUUUCCCACUGUAUCAUAGAGGUCGCUCGAACGAAGGACAGUGGGACUGAAAGGAACAUGGCUCUUGAUGCUUCAUUCUUAGAGCAGAGCAUGGUGGCUGACCAGAUCAGCCUGCUGAGCCGUGAGUGGAGCUCUGCAGAGCAGCUGGUCCUCUAUAUGAAGUGUGCCGAGCUGCUGUCCUCAGCGCUACACACAGCGAUGGCCGGGAUCAAAGAAGGCAAGCUCUACCCAUCAGGAUCUGUUAAACAAGUAGUACGUAAGCUUAAUGAGAUGUAUAAGGGGUGUGUGAACUCCUGCCGUUCUCUCACUGAGAAACUCCAGCUCUUCUUCAGCAGCAAGCAAAGACUGAUGGACCGCAUGAACAACAUUACUGCUGAGAGACUCAUCUACACACACACCGUUCAGAUGGUACAGACGGCAGCGCUGGACGAGAUGUUUCAUCAUGGAGAAACCUCUGUAGAGCGAUACCAUAAAGCCUUACUGCUGAUGGAGGGCCUGUCCCUAAUUAUUACAGAGACUACAGACAUAAACAAUAUCAACAAAUGUAAACAGUGUAUUGAGCGGCGACUCUCCUCCCUCCAGCCCAAAGGAUAUGUGUGAUGCAUCAAACCCACAUCUACAUCUCAUUUCAUCAACAGUUACCAUUUUAAAUUUCAUGAAAGUAAAAACUCACACUCACCCAUUCAUUUAAAAUGUGAUACUUGGUUUACAAAGCCAAAAAAAGGUGAGAAAAGACUUUUUCAUAAUAGGCAGAGAUGAAAUCUCUAUUGAUAAAUGUAUGAUCCUUAAUGUAUAUAAACAGAAGCAGCAUCUGCUGAUUUAAAAAUCUAUUUUGUUCAGAAUACUGUGUGAAAAAAGAAUCAGUUGGUUGAAUAGAUGUCAUGUGUAAAGCUUCUCACCUCUAAUUCCACACCAAAUGCAUGAUGGCACUUCAAGUGACUUUAAUCUUAGUACUAUGGUAUUAAAACACAGUGUUGGGGACUGAAUGAGAAACAUGCCUGUAAUGUUAGUCUCAUUAAGUUACAUGGAAUGAUCCUGUUUUGAUGGACUUAUCCUGCAUGUUUUUGCAUGAUUCUGAGGAAAUGAUAGUUAUGUGCUGUAUCUAAUGGGAACUGGUAAUCAUUUGAAACCUCUGUGACCACCGAACCGGUGUUGGAUGUGUAGUAGUCCGCGACAGAUGUACAGUUCUAAUGUGGCAAUUGACCAAAAUUGUGGCAAACCUUUGCAGACCUAAUGAUAAAGACUGUCAGUUUCAUAUGUUGUCAUAUGAAGGUGGGAGAAAUACUUGAGAAUUGUAUUAGAUUAACUAUCAUACUGUUAUUCAUGUAUAUGUAAACAGCAAAGCACUUUAUAAACCCAUUUGCCUUCUGGAUGCCUGAAAACAACCACUGCAGAGGAGGCAAGCCUUCGAUGUAAUGGCUCAGUUUAAUUAACACCUGAAAGUCAAAGAAAAUGCAAUGAGAUAAUAGUAAAUAGCUUGUGUGUAGCGUUUUAUAUUUAUGUUUUUAAUUGUCAGUCUGAAAGUGAUGUUAAAGUUUUCAGUUUGCUUUAGAAUCUUUAGUAAAUGACUUUUGCACAUUUUGCUGGGAUGACUUAAGUCUCUUUUUGUAGUGAUUUGGUAGUGCCUUAACUGGUUUAAUCCCACUGGACAAUCAAAACAAAUCUGAGACUUACAAUCUGUUAUACUUCUUGCAUAUUCAUAUCAUCUUUGUUCAUUACUUGCACUAUUUUUGCAUUUUCCGAUGGCAAUAACUGUUUUCAUAUCAAGGUGUUUUUAAGGCAUUUAGUCAGAAUUGUGUGGUAGAAUGAUGAAUGCACAUGAAACUUUUUAAAAUAAUAGUGAUGUUCAAUUGAGGACAUUGAACUAUUUUGUAUAUGUUGUUACAGUAUUUAUGAUGCCUUUGUCUUUUUAUCUCCAUUUGCAGAAGCCAAAAAUAAGUGCAGAAUGCAUGUGGUAUGGGUGUGUGUAAUUGAAUAAAUUUCACUUUUUAUAUUUA